CUGAUACUAGUUUAUAUCGUAAAGCUGUUUUUAUUUGCUAACACUGCACUUGAUUAUAAGCACCUAUCAAAUGAAAGGACUAGAACUAUAAUUGACACACCUUGUACAGGUAUCUCAGAUCUCCUUCAGUUAGCCUACCAGCUGGAUCUCUCAAAGCUGUAAUAUGUGCCAUGUUGUCUCUUUUGGAACUAAGCAAGUUUGUUAGCUAGAGCUGACAAAGUGGAGCAGAUCUGGGCCGUCCACUCCUUACUAUGCAAAACGGAGAAGAAAACUUUGCAGGAGAAGUCACUUACUUUAGCCACUAAUGUGCUCCCGGGGAAUACCCAGAAGCUCCUUGGAAAGCUGGUGCUGGAUUUAGUAUCUGGGGCUGCAGAUUACAAGUGGGGUAUCUUUGCCACUUUGUUUAGUAGUCUUGAGUCGAAAUCCCAAUUUAGAGGUUAUGUGACGCAUCCUCACUUGCGGUGUUCAUCCCUGACAGCCGGAUGGCAUGGGUGUACUGGGCUCCAAGAAUUCCUUUUUAGCUUUCCUCCUAGGCCUCAUUUCUGGUUUUUUUAGCAUCUUCUACCUUGUGCAAAACCUGACAUGGGAAGGAUCCCUGCGUCUUGGCAUCCAGAUGCAGCAUGCCUCCAAGGAUCUAGAAAGCAUGAUUGCUAAAUCAGCUCUUGUCAGUUCUGCACACUUACACCAAACAGGUGGGGAUAGCAGUGUGGCAGAUGAACUGUAUGACAAGGUCCGGAUUCUGUGCUGGGUGAUGACAGGACCCCAAAACCUGGAGAAGAAAGCCCGCCAUGUCAACGCCACUUGGGCCCGUCAUUGCAACGUGGUCAUUUUCAUGAGUUCAGUGGAAGACAAAGACUUUCCCGCUGUAGGACUGGGUACCAAGGAAGGCAGGGACCAGCUCUACUGGAAAACCAUCAAGGCUUUCCAUUACGUGCACCAACAUCACUUUGAGCAGGCCGACUGGUUCCUCAAAGCAGAUGACGAUACCUUUGUGGUGCUCGAAAACCUCCGAUGGCUGCUCUCCAACUACUCCUCCGACAGGCCCAUCUAUUUUGGGAAGCGCUUCCGGCCCUUUGCCAAGCAAGGCUAUAUGAGUGGGGGCGGGGGCUACAUCCUGAGCAAGGAGGCCCUGCGUCGCUUCAUUGCUGGCUUUGCCACCAAAGUCUGCAGCCACACGUCUUCAGUGGAGGACGUGGCUCUGGGCCAGUGCAUGGAGAAGAUGGGCGUGGAGGCCGGCGACUCCCGGGAUACGAGGCAGAGGGAGACUUUCCACCCUUUUGUGCCUGAGCAGCACUUGACGGGGAAGGUCUCAAAAAGCUCCUGGUACUGGGCUUAUUGCUAUUAUCCUAUUGUGGAGGGACCUCAGUGCUGCUCUGACUUGGCUGUGUCUUUCCACUAUGUGAACUCAGAGUUGAUGUACACCCUGGAAUACCUCACCUACCAUCUGCAUGCCUAUGGUUACCGCUACCGUUACCAGCCACCUUUGCCUGAGAAUGCUGCUCACCUUCAGCCCCAUCCACCCUUGGGAGAAGACCCUAAGAGGAGCAGCAACACCACUGAGCAGGGCAAGAUGUAAGGACUGAGUGCAAGUUCAGAGCAAACUCAUCCAGCUGUAGAUAGUGAGGCUUGUCAGUACCUCAAUCCUGCAGGCCUGAUUGGUUUUUAGUGUCUUUUAAAGUAAGUGCCUUUUUCCUGGAAAGAACUGAAAUGAAUACGCCCUGAGCUCAGAUAACUUGCUCAUCCCCAACCUCUGUAAAUGCCCACUAGCCAAGUGAAAGGAUGUUAUUAGAGAAAUUUUUGUUGUUGUUCCUGAAAGGGCGUGAGAAGAAGGCAGAAUUUGGCCAAGUAGGAUGCUGAUUUUCUCCAUUCCUUCUUUAAGUCUACCGAGUCACAAGAAUGCAACAUCAGAAGUUUCAGUCCACUGAAGGAUCCAGCCUAUAAUUAAGACACUCUGCAGAUGGGCUUCUUCAUGGUCCAGGGUGUAUUGCAAUGACAAGGAUUAUUGUUUAAAGGAAGAUAAUUGAGAUAAAAUGAAGAAGGAAUUGGCAAGUUACUUCUGAAAAAUGCUGCCAAAAAGACUGCAGGAAGCAUUUGCCUGGAGUCAAAAUUGACUUGAAGGGACAUUUUUUUCCUACAUCACUGUUGACUGCCCAAUAACUGACUGGCAUGCAGGCAGCAGCCACCCCCACAGUUAGUAUGUCUUCAGCCCCCUUAUUUUCCUGCACUUGACAAUUAUUCCCAUGCCUGCGUUGAAAAUUAACUCCAUCCUAACUCUAUAUGAAUCCCUGUCCAUGUGAAGAUUCUGCAAUAUAGUCAGUCUCACACUAUGAGAAUCUGUUUAUGCCAAAACAGAUAGUUCGGGAGACAGGAGGGCUAACAGAUGCCAGGCCUUGUGAGAGUAUUAUUCAUCCCUGAUAUUGUGAUCAGUCUGUAAAAAUAAUCAAAUUCUUUUCAGUUUUCUAACUGGGAAACAUUUAAUCAUCAUCAUCAUCAUCCUUGGUAAGGACUCGAUAGGUAGACAAUAAUGCCAAAUCCAGCCUGAAAAUCUCGCUGACUGUGUAAUGAUUAUUAUUAUUAUUAUUAAUAAUAAUAAUAAGAGU
This is a messenger RNA of Crotalus tigris (Tiger rattlesnake), 2600 nucleotides long. RefSeq names its product glycoprotein-N-acetylgalactosamine 3-beta-galactosyltransferase 1-A-like. NCBI's taxonomy places the organism in Eukaryota, Metazoa, Chordata, Lepidosauria, Squamata, Viperidae. Gene Ontology annotation, cellular component: membrane. Gene Ontology annotation, molecular function: N-acetylgalactosaminide beta-1,3-galactosyltransferase activity. The coding region runs from base 488 to 1576 and encodes 362 amino acids. The transcript has 4 exons. The record is from RefSeq and is a predicted model, not a curated record.